This is a messenger RNA of Effrenium voratum, 805 nucleotides long. Lineage: Eukaryota; Dinophyceae; Suessiales; Symbiodiniaceae. The record is from the annotation of a GenBank genome assembly.
CUCAAACUCCGUUGAGAGAAGCUCGGAGCUUCUCAGUACACGCUCAGCAUUUCGCCAUGGAAGAGCCACCCCGCGAGCCUGGAGGAACGCUGCUGAUUUGGGAUUAUGACUGGAGCCUCAUCAACGCAAACUCGGACACCUAUGUUGUGGAGGUCUUGCGGCCGGAGCUCAUGGCCCGCUUCAGUUCGCGCACAACAGGCUGGACAGAGCUCAUGGAUUCGCAAGUCAAGGAGCUCUUUGCGAGAGGUGUCACCCGCUCCGAGCUGGAGGCGGUGGUCGCUCAGGUCCCAGUGCUGCCGGGCUGCCUGCAGGCGGUCGCAGUGGCGAACGCCGCCCAGGCCCGCCAAGUGGUUCUCAGCGAUGCCAACACUAUAUUCAUAGAGGCCUUUCUGAAGAAAGAAGGUUUGCGGCGCUGCUUUUCUGACAUCAUCUCCAACAAAGCAGAGUUUGAUGGUGAGGGGAGGCUUCACAUCAAGCCGUUUCAUGCGGAACCUCCCGGAUGCGCACUGUGCCCCAGCAAUUUGUGCAAGGGCCAGGUCUUGCGGCAACUGCUUGACCGCGAGGGGCCUUCGCGCAUCUGCUACGUGGGCGACGGAUCUGGGGACUUCUGCCCAGCGUGCCAACUGCGCCCGGAGGACCUCCUGCUGUGCCGCGCGCCGCCCUCGCCCCCGUUGAAGCGCUUCGGGCUUCUGGACCGCUUGACGGACCCGCCGUCUGCAUCGCAGGUCGUGGCCAAGGUGGUCAAAUGGCAUACGGGCGCCUCAGAGCCAUUGGAUUCGUCACCCGAUGCCGCCUGACGUGACAA